AAACUGUCCUUUCUCCAGGGAGAAGACUGAAGGAACUCUUCAGCUGCCUCUUCUGAGACUCUGCUUCAAGGGGAGCAAGAGCCCUUCACUGAAAUCCUCCCACCAUGCUGGGGCUGCUGCUGCUGCAGGUGUUGGCGAGCUGCCUCUGCCUGGGACACAGCGAGGUGGUGAAGACCUUUAAAACUGCAUGUACUAAGUUUUUCUAUGAAAAGACCCUCCCGAGUGACAUCCUGCGUCCAAGAAAUGCAGCCAGGAUCUGCCAGGUCUAUGAUAACCAGUAUCGCUUUGCCACCCUGUAUGACAAAACUCGCAGAAUUCCAGUGUACUCUGCUUAUAUCUACAGGCCUGGAAAUGGAGAGAGAUAUGAAUCAUGGUUUGUUGAGCCCCAGCUGAUAAAAAAAAAAUAUCGUAAGGCUAUGGAUACAGAGGAUUCCAUCAUAGAAACAUACGGGAUCACUUCAGAGGAUAUUGGCGAGAAUCAGGCUAUUGACAAAGACUACAGUGGUGCUACAGGUUUUGACCGCGGUCACUUGUGUCCCAGUCACCACCAAAGUGACUACAAUGGCAGGUGGGCUACAUUCACCCUCACCAACAUUGUGCCCCAGAAUAGCACACUCAACCAGAAUGCCUGGAGAAUCUACGAGGAAGAAACAAUGGCCGAGAAAACCCGGGGCUGUGACACCACCUAUGUCAUCACGGGUGCUGUACCUGGGAACACCAACAUCUCCAAUGGGAGGGUUAAUGUACCCAGCCACAUCUGGUCAGCUGCCUGCUGCCUGGAGGGUACAAAUCCCACGAGGGCUUGGGGGGCCAUUGCUGACAACGACAAGAAUGAGGUGAAGGAGCUCAACCUGGAGAGGCUGGAGAACAAGUUGUCUGAGCUCUAUGGGGGGAGAGAUGUUACUCUGUUCAACAAAGCUUGUCCCCGGCGAAAAGCCUCACAUCCUUGAUGGAAAAGGCUCAGGAGAUUUUCCCACAUGUCACAGAAUCACAGAAUCACUGAAUGGGUUGGUUUUGAUGGGACAUUAAAGCCUGCAAGAUCAUCUCAUUUUGACCUGCCUGCCAUGGGCAGGGACACCUUCCACUACCCCAGCUUGUUCCAAGCCCUCCCCAGCCUGGCCUUCAAUGCUUCCAGGGAUGGGGCAGUCAAAACAGCUCAGGGUAACUUUUGCUCAUAGCACAGGCUGCCCCCAGGAAUUUACUUCUUUAGAAUAUCCCAUCUAA
Molecule: messenger RNA, 1224 nt
Organism: Oenanthe melanoleuca
Lineage: Eukaryota; Metazoa; Chordata; Aves; Passeriformes; Muscicapidae
Product: endonuclease domain-containing 1 protein-like
Exons: 3
Coding region: 105-950 (281 amino acids)
Molecular function (GO): hydrolase activity; nucleic acid binding; metal ion binding
Source: RefSeq, a predicted model, not a curated record